Messenger RNA from Zophobas morio, 1237 nucleotides. RefSeq names its product ninjurin-A-like. The transcript is spliced from 2 exons. Gene Ontology annotation, biological process: cell adhesion; tissue regeneration. Lineage: Eukaryota; Metazoa; Arthropoda; Insecta; Coleoptera; Tenebrionidae. Gene Ontology annotation, cellular component: membrane. The record is from RefSeq and is a predicted model, not a curated record. Bases 419 to 1105 code for a protein of 228 amino acids.
UUUAAAUAGUGGGCUGGACCGAGUACGCCUCCUUAACUAUGACUUACUGUUCUCUCUUAUGUAGAAUACAUCCAAGCCAGGGGAAAAACUACGUUUGACACAUUUAAUAGAGCAAUUUAUUACUGUUUAUCAUAAAUCUAGCAAAUUUAAGUAACGUUGCCUCUUUUCGUCAUUUUAAAACCUUGAAUUCUUGAUCCUAUGCUAACAUAGUCACCAACAGCGAGUCCGCGCGGCACGUGAAUCAUAAUAACAAAUUAACUCGUUGGCGUGUUGGCUAUUCCGUAUUUCCCGUCGAUUCUACUUUUAUUUUAGCGGUAGCGUCAAGCGAGUUCAUUCAUUUCAGCGCUCGGUCUAAGCUAGAAAACAGUGCUGGUGUUACUGUGUUGUUUUUGUUUUUAUUCGCAAAGUGGCCGCAGUCAUGUCGUCCAAUCAACAACUAACUCAACGAACUCCAAAACAAAACGAAACGUUAAAUUCGGAUUCAGGAGUCAAAAUGUCCCAAGUGGAGAAAAACGAAGAAGUGCCCAAUCAGUCUGGACGCGAAACGGCUGAUAACAAAAGUAACGAGGAAGAAGUGGCAAAAGAAAAAAGGGUCAAGACAGACAGUGAAAAGGGACUGGGAGAUGACUUCGCCAAAAAUGAAAGAGACACAGAAAUAGACAUUGCGACAAAAAAGGAAGGCGACGAUGGUCGUGAAGGUAUCAACGGGAAUAAAACUCCGGAUGUGCGACCUAGUUUUGUUGAAUCCGUUUUGGGCGGGGGAGAAAUACCCGACAUUAACUUCUAUCAGCAUAAGAAAACCAUGGCGAAAGGGAUGAUGGAUUUGGCGUUGUUCUCAGCUAAUGCGAAUCAGUUGCGAUACGUUAUGGAAUGUAGAGACAGGCAUCCGUACUUUUACCCCAGUGCGAUUUUAAUCUCGUUCAGCUUAAUUUGUCAAGUUGCUGUCGGGAUUACGCUUUUGUGGAACUCCAUGUAUAACGUAAAACAUGAAAUGCAGCAAGCAAAUAGGGCCAACAACUACACAGUUAUAGGAAUAUUUCUUGUGACCGUCAUCAAUGUGUUUGUAUCUGCGUUUGGUGUUGCAAAUCCGCCCCCAGUUGGAUAAAAAUGUCUGCUUUUUAGGAUUAAGUGACCUUAAUUUUAUACUGUGAUAUUACGUUUUGUACGAACUUAGGGUGUAAAUUCGUUAACUUAUUUGUAAUAAGUACUUUAGAAUUAAUAAACAUGGCAACGUUUA